AUGAAGAUUCUGGUUACUGGGACACCCGGCGUUGGAAAGACAACGUUUUCGUCGUGCAUAUCAGAGAGAUUCAAGAUUCCGCACAUCGAGAUGAGCAAGUACAUAGAAGAAAACAACCUGUAUGAGGAGUACAGCGAAGUAUACAAGUCACUUCUGUUCGAUGACGAGGUUGUGAGAGAGUCUCUAGAAAAAAAUGUUUUUGGGAAGGAGGCGUAUGUCAUCGACACCCAUAGCUGUACAGUGGUGGAGAAAACGACCUUUGACCUGAUAUUUUUGCUGACUGCACCUGUUGAGGUUCUCUACAGAAGGCUCAAGGAGAGGGGAUACGACGAGGGCAAGAUCAAGGAGAAUGUGGAGUGUGAGAUAUUUGGGGUUGUAAGGGAGGAACUGGAGGACAUCUUUGGAGAAGGAUACUACACUGUUGGAGAAGAGGAAGGAGGAAUCACACUUGAAGAGGCGAUGAAGAUUAUUGGAGAGAAGAUAAACGAAAGAUCUAAAUAA
Encephalitozoon hellem ATCC 50504 is the source of this 501-nucleotide messenger RNA. RefSeq names its product putative kinase. The coding region runs from base 1 to 501 and encodes 166 amino acids. The record is from RefSeq and is a predicted model, not a curated record. Gene Ontology annotation, cellular component: nucleus; cytoplasm. Gene Ontology annotation, molecular function: AMP kinase activity; ATP hydrolysis activity; ATP binding. The transcript has a single exon. NCBI's taxonomy places the organism in Eukaryota, Fungi, Microsporidia, Unikaryonidae.